AUGUGGGUUACCUUCGCUCCUUGUCUUUAUAUCUUUGUUGAUUAUUACUUCCACCAUGUAAGCACUUUUACUAUCAAUGCUAUUCAUUCUCUCUCUUCUAUAUAUAUGUUACUAUACCCUCUUGUUGUGUAUUUUACUUUUGGUGUUUUUGAUGAUAUAUCAUUCAAAAAUGAUCAAGUUCCUUCUCAUUCUACUGUCCCUGGAAGUGGUCUUCGUCGGGGUAUCUUGAUUGGUGCUGUUCUAAAUGUGAUUGGAUCUGGUAUGCGUUGGUUUGGUGCAAUACCUUCACUCUACGGUUUUUUAUUCUUAUUUAUUGGACAAUCUAUUGCUGCUCUAGCUCAGGUGUUCAUGCUGGCUAUUCCUCCACAGCUGGCCGUAGCUUGGUUUCCGGAAUCCGAAAUCAAUGUGGCAACAUCGAUCGCAGUAUCUGCAAACAAUUUGGGCAUUGCGAUAGGCUGCCUAUGGUCUCCUUGGGCAAUCCAUCUCGACACUAUGUUGGAUGACAUACCUCAUUUAUUACUUUUACAAUUCAUCAUGUGUACUUUGGUUAUUCUUAUCAUUACAGUAGCAUUUCAAAAGCAACCUCCAUGUUAUACUCAGACAAGUGUGGACAUUUCAAAUUCAAAUGUUGAUUCUACUACUCAAAGACUUUUCAAGGAAAAGAAUUUUAUCCUUCUAUUACUUUCUUAUGGUGUUAUAUUUGGUGCUCAAUGUGCCAUUAUUACUUUGAUUGAUCAAAUCUUGCUUCCUCCUUUUACUGGAAUUAUUGUUGAAAACGAUGUUGGUAUUCUCUCUUGUGUGACCUUAUUUGUUGGUGUACUCGGUAGUAUCCUGGUUGGUCAUUAUCUGGACAACACCAAGAAAUAUCGUCUCGUGUGUGGUACAUUAUCUAUCUUGACCAGCUUCAGUAUGAUUGUAUUAUAUAUUUCUAUUGAAUGGAAAUCGUUUUGGGGUGUUGCAUUCUCAUGUAUUGGAUUUGGAGCAUCAUCCUACUCUAUAGCUCCUGCAAUCUUUCAAUACUGUGGAGAACUAUUCUAUCCUGUUAAUGAGAUCAUUCCUACUGGUUAUUUAUUCUUGAUCGGCAAUAUUGGGGGUGUUAUUUUAGUUGCAUUUAUGGGAUGGACUGAAAAUACGGAUAGUGAUUUCAAUAUGCGUUGGCCUAUGAUCUAUCUACUAAUAGCAGUGAUUAUUGGAAGUCUAGCUAUGAUUCGUGUGAAUGGUCCAUUGAAACGAUCUUUGACGACAAUAUUAGUAUAG
Halteromyces radiatus is the source of this 1257-nucleotide messenger RNA. RefSeq names its product major facilitator superfamily domain-containing protein. Gene Ontology annotation, cellular component: membrane. Lineage: Eukaryota; Fungi; Mucoromycota; Mucoromycetes; Mucorales; Cunninghamellaceae. The record is from RefSeq and is a predicted model, not a curated record. Gene Ontology annotation, molecular function: heme transmembrane transporter activity; heme binding. The transcript has 6 exons. Gene Ontology annotation, biological process: transmembrane transport; heme export. Bases 1 to 1257 code for a protein of 418 amino acids.